This is a messenger RNA of Odocoileus virginianus texanus, 391 nucleotides long. RefSeq names its product NADH dehydrogenase [ubiquinone] 1 alpha subcomplex subunit 5-like. The record is from RefSeq and is a predicted model, not a curated record. NCBI's taxonomy places the organism in Eukaryota, Metazoa, Chordata, Mammalia, Artiodactyla, Cervidae. Gene Ontology annotation, biological process: respiratory electron transport chain.
CUAUUGACACAGAUGUUUAAAAAGUAACACUGCUGUCAUGGUGGGCUUGCUAAAGAUCACUGGCCUUGUGGAACUGGCUGUAUGUGACAGUCUACAUGAGAAACCAGAUGUUAAGACACUAGAAGAGCAACUUCAGGGAGGCCAAAUAGAAGAGGUGAUUCUUCAGGCUGAAAAUAAACUAAGUCUGGGAAGAAAAAUGGUUCAGUGGAAACCACGGGAGUCUUUAGCAGAAGAGCCUCCUGCCAACCAAUGGAAAUGGCUAACAUAAAUAACAUUAAAUGACUUGUGUGUUGAUGGGAAACUGAUGUAAAUAAAUAUUGUUAUAUCAGGAAAAUAGCAACACAUACCCAAUUUAAAGGGAAAAAUGCCAAAAGCCUGUAAAUGUUUUCAA